AACCACGCCUAUCGGUUAGCUUCCGUUGUACAGUCCGUAUGACUUUAUGUAACGCCACGAGUCAAAGUAGGAAAAUAUCAAUUUUUUUUUUUUUUUUUUAGGGUUAGUGUUUGUUUAUUGUUUGCUCCAACUGCUGUUGAGGAUGAAUGUUGCUACACAGGUUCGAAGUAGUACUCUUAGCUAGCAAUCUUAGGUAGUUCGGUGCAUCUGACGCUACUUUUCUGAGCAUGCGCGGCUUUUGCUUGGCGACGAGAAAUCAUUUUCCGGUUAAAUCCCACGUGGGUGCUCGGCGCUGUCCGUGGGUGCUCGGCAUUGUCCGUGAGUGCUCGGCAUUGUCCGUGACUGCUCGGGCCCGGAAGCACACAAGGGAUCGGCUCCUUGUGGUUCGGUGUCAUAAUUCAGUAGUCAGCUGUUUGAGUCCUACUCUAAUUCGAAGUAAAAAUGUUUACCAACAUCAAAAUGGGUGUUUUAGCUUUAGGCAGACUGCCUUCUAUUCAUUUCAGGACGAGUGUGGCAAAUGUUCUCUGCAGACAUCAUCGGAACCUCGCCUCUCAGUCCGGGGUGAAGGUGCUGUAUGAUGGACUUUGUCCCAUAUGUGUGAAGGAGAUUCAGGUCCUUAAGUUUCUGCAAAAGAACAAGCCCGACAAGGUGGACUUUGUCGAUAUCUCACUUCCAGGCUACGAUGGAUCCAAAUACAACGGGGUCAGCUAUGAGGCAGCCAUGGAGGAAAUGCAUGUGAUUGAUGAGAACAAUGAGGGCAGGUUCAUCGGGGCGUCCCCGCGUUUGCAGUCAUGUAUGCCGCAGUGGGCCUGGACUUUUUGGGUCGCCUUAUGAUGUUGUCACCUGUGAGACCGUUGAUGGACAAAGCCUAUGCUGUCUUUGCCAGGAAUCGCUUAAAGUGGACCGGACGCGGGGAGGAGUGCACCACAAGACGUUGUGAAAAGAAAACGCCUUGACACCUGGUAAAUAGAUAAAAUUCAGAAUCUAUAAACUACAUUUUGUGUUUUAGGUUUAGCAGGGACUCAAAUGGACAAAAACACAGUCCAUUGCAACCCUCUGGGGACAUUCCAUUUUUAUUGGACAGGACGUUAAAGUCUAUAAGUCUUUGAGGGGUGUAAAACAACUUUGGAUUCCUUUUUUGUUUUGUUUACUUUUUCUGGUCCAAUUUCUCAAACUUCAGUCCUAAACAAAAAUAUGGAACAUAUAGUGGUGUUGAUUUUUGGACCCUUUCAAAGGCUUUUUGAUCAGUUAAAUGUCACGUUUAUUUGUAAAUUAAUUAAUAAAUGAAUCAGUUAAUUAAAUUGUUCAAUCAAAUUUAAUUAGUAAAAUUGCUAUAGUUAUGAAAAUAAAUACUAAUUGACUGUGACAUUGUUUCAUCUAAUGGGUAAAAUAAAAUAAAUACAUGUUUGCUAAUUUUGUUCAGGGUUGAAGUUGAUUUUGGGAUUAGAGCACAAAAAUGUAAAUCAAAACGUUUGUAUGCCCCUUCAAAAAUGGAACAACUUUUAUUACCCGUUUGGCUUUGCGGUAUUGUGGAAUAACUGCCAGUGUACCAUACACCUUUGAAAGAAUUGGACAUUGACAUUUUAAAAUUCAAUAUGAAAACCCCCUCUAAGGAACAAUCAUGUAUAAUGGAAGAAUACCACAAAAUCGAUGUCCAAAAAUGUACUCACAGGACUAAAAAGUCAGCCUUUGUCUCCUUAGGGCUAAGGGAGGUUUGCAGGGCCUGUCUAUGCUAAGUUCUUAAAAACGGGGAAAGAAAGACCUAACUGUAGCACUACAAUAUCUGUAAUAUGGCUCUAUGAAGAAGAAUAUAAAUUUAUGGGCAUUCAUGAGUCAGACAUAAUUCAUUUGUAAUUUGACUACUAACCACAGUUUAUCAUCACUGUAUGUAAGAUGUUACUUGAUCAGUUGACAAUAUUAAUAAAGUCAAUAUUCAAAAGCA
Messenger RNA from Nerophis ophidion (straightnose pipefish), 1942 nucleotides. RefSeq lists its product as uncharacterized. The transcript has 3 exons. Bases 442 to 834 code for a protein of 130 amino acids. Gene Ontology annotation, molecular function: protein-disulfide reductase activity. The record is from RefSeq and is a predicted model, not a curated record. Lineage: Eukaryota; Metazoa; Chordata; Actinopteri; Syngnathiformes; Syngnathidae.